This is a messenger RNA of Mesorhabditis belari, 3048 nucleotides long. Lineage: Eukaryota; Metazoa; Nematoda; Chromadorea; Rhabditida; Rhabditidae. The record is from the annotation of a GenBank genome assembly.
AUGGAGUACCCGGUGGGGGCUCAAGGUCUGAAGCCUCGUCGCCCAUCAAUUCUCAUCGGACAGCGAUCACUUGACGCUUAUCAACCUGAAGAAGGGGGAAAUGCUGGUGGCACCCGUUUCGUCCGUUGGGUCAUUUCAAUCUACAGUCGUUGGGGCUUCAUUAUCGCGAAAUAUGCCUGGUGGAUGAUCUUUAUUUGUCUCACGAUCUCCGGGCUGAGCCUCUGGAAAAUCGUCACCACACCACAACAAAAUGAUAUCACUGGCUAUACACCGUACGGAGCAAGAGCAAACGAUGAAUACGAGCAAUAUCAGAAAUUCUUUUCAGCAGAAGGUCUUCCAAUUGCUACUUACAUCUUUGCAGUAGCAAAAGAUAAUGGAAGCAUGAUAAGAGAGAGUCACUUGCAAGAAGUUGUCGAGGUUAUGAAUUUCGUCUACAAUAACAUCACGAUGUACAACAGUGAAGAGGGAAAAUAUGAGAACUUUCAAGUGUUUUGCAAAUCUUUUUGCCAAAUAAACGAGCCAGUUCGACAAUAUUAUAACGGCUAUAUCAUUUUAAAAGACCAACUCGCGAAUGGAGAAGAGCUGAACUCGAGAAUAAAAUUGCAAUAUCCAAUCACGGAAAUGAUGGGUCAACAAUUCAGUUUACAGCCAAACUUCUUCGGCAUUGAGAAAUUUGGGAAUGACGAGAUGGCGAAAGAUAAAGCGGUAAAGCUCUUGGCUGGAGAUGAAGCGAGCACACAAUCGACAGCUAUCAUUCAAACGAAUUCUUCGAUCGAUGAUGAGGCCGCAAAUGCGCACUUGUUGACGAAUUUGAAAUCGGUGAAAAUGAUCGCUUUGCAAUUCCGUGCCGAGCAUCGAAAAGGAUGGACUGAUCAAGAGAUCAAAGAAUGGGAGUUGAAAGUUGUUGAUAUAUUUCAAAAAAAACAUCCGUCGAAUCGAAUCAAACUCUUUGUGAUGUCUCAAUCGUAUAUUGAAACGGAAAUGGUUAGAGGAGGGAAAAUCAUGCUUCCAUUUCUCGUUGUCGGUUUUACGAUUAUGUGUGCUGUGAGUGUGGUGACGGUGUCCGUUCGAGCUUGGUACAUGAAUCAGACGAAUUGCUACAAGAUUGUACUUGCUGUAAUGGCUUGUUUGACUCCGAUUCUCGCUUGUACGACAGCACUUGCCUUGAUGUUUAUUGUGGGAGUGCGAUUCGCGUCGAUUCUCUGUGUCAUCCCGUUUCUUGUGCUUUCCAUUGGAGUUGAUUCUUCGUAUCUGAUGCUUCACGAAUGGCAAAGAGUCACAAAACAUGCCCGGGAAAACCCGAAAAAGAAAGACUCAGUCGGACAUCGAAUGAGUGAGGUGCUCUCAGAAGUCGGUCCAGCAAUUCUCAUCUCUUGUCUCACAAAUAUGUUUGCCGAUUUUGUCGGCUCUUUCACUUCCUCUUAUGAGAUUACUCUUCUCUGCACGGGAAAUAUGCUUUCAAUGUGGUUUGCGUUCAUUUAUCAGUUAACAUUCUACGCGGGUUUAAUGUCAAUUGUUGGGCGAUACGAGAUUGAUGAGGACAAGUCCGAGACACAAAUGGCUGUGAAUAUUGCCGAGCAAAGAGUGAACAUUGCAAGACAUCGACGAUCCACGCUACAGCGCCAACCCUCGAAAUUCCACGAGGUCACCAAGCCGAUCGCCUCAACUUUCUUCACGAGAUACGUGAAUAUCAUCUGUGCUCCAGUCACUUAUUUCUCAAUUGUUGGGAUUUAUUUCCUCUAUUUGGCGAUUUCCGUUUGGGGAAUCACUCAAAUUAACAUCAAUCUCACAGCAUCGAAAUUGUUUGCAGCUGAUUCCCCGCUAGUUCAGUUGGAUAACUAUCGAGUGAAAUACCAAGUUCCUUACUAUUCAAUGGCUACUGUUUUCGUGUCAAAUCCCGGGAAUCUCAGCGAGCCGGAACGAUUGAAAAAGAUGAAUCAGUUUGUGCAAGACUUCGAGCAUUUACCCGGCUCAUGGGGACCAGUCGGCACGAAAUAUUUCGCCCGUGACUUUCAGCGAUUCUUGAAAAAGUACAGCAAAGAGGAAGAGGACGAGGAUGGAGUUGGCGGUGGAGAUGAUCAGUAUGAUGAUUCGGAUUAUGAGGAUGAUGAUAAACCGAUCAAUUUCACCGAUCCAUCCUAUGUGAAUCCGAUGAAAUACAAGGAAAAAGACAUGGCUUUCUUCAUAAAUUGGCCCGAAUACGAGUACUGGAAAGGAUUCAUAAAGCUCAAAAAUAGUACAAGAGCCGAUGGUCUUCCCAUUCUCGAUCGUUUCUUUUUCACCGCUGGCUUUAGAGGAGAUCAAUUGAAAAUAUGGAUAAAUCGAGGGAAAAUGCUUCAACAAUGGCGCGAUGUUGUCGAUAAAUAUCCCGAAUUCCAACCAUCAGUCUAUCACGAGGAUGGAGUCUAUCUAGAUCUUAUCGAUAAUAUGCCCACCGAUACCUGGCAGUCAGUCCUCGGCACUCUCGUUUGUAUGGCAGCUGUAUGUUUCAUCUUUUUGAACAGUUGGUUCACCGUUGCCAUCGCCUCACUUUCCGUUUUGUCGAUUUGUUGUGGCAUUCUCGGAAUCUUGUCCUGGUGGGGCAUUGAUCUCGAUCCAAUCACAAUGGCCGCAAUGAUCAUUUCAAUUGGUUUCUCGGUGGAUAUCCCAGCUCAUGUCGCGUAUCAUUACUAUCAAGCGGCAAUCCAAGGUGGUCCAAACGCAACGCCAGCCGAUCGUUUAGCGAAUUGUUUAUCAUCGGUCGCUUUCCCGGCUCUUCAAGCAGCUUUCUCAACAAUUCUUUGCGUUUUAUCACUGUGUUUUGUUCACAUUUACAUGGCUGAGGUUUUCGUGAAAACGAUGAUCUUGUGCGUGUUGUUGUGUAAUUUUCACGGUCUUCUCUUUUUACCUGCUAUCCUCAUCACUCUCGACGAACUUCGAGGGCUGUGUAGACCAAAGAGUGUCACUCAGCAAUCCUCAACCGCAAGCCGAUCAACGCACUCUCGGGAAAACAAGCAACGCGGCAGGAAUGCUCCUGAGACAUCGAAAGUCACUGAUCGCCCAGAAGUC